AGUUCGUUUGUUCCGUAUAAAAAUAGAGAAUAGUAGAUCAGUGACAAAAGGAACUUAUUCGAUAAGUUCGUUCGUUCAUUUUAUUUCCUUGUGCAUAGCUGUAAAAUGUAGAUUAGAAGUAUUUUCCAACACUUAAUGGCGGGACUUGCAGUGGCGUGGUGACAUAUUCUUGAAAAGGCAGUAGCAAUGAAUGAAACACAAGUGCAAGUUGACCUGCUGCUGGCUGCUGGAAAUAUGCUUGAAUGGCACGACAAUUGUGACAGACACAAGCCGGGGCUUUCAGAGCUGACUGGAAUCAGUCAACAAUGCAGAGCAACAAUGAGCGGUCUCAAUGACUACGACUACCAGAGUUUGGCGAGCUUAAUUUCGGACCCUGCUUAUAAACUCAAACAAUUACGGACUGUGAGCAAAUCAGCAAUUCCAAAUGAAAUCUUGGAACAUUUUAAGCAUAUCAAAUGUCACUGUACAAUGGGACUAUUUCCUGAGAUCGGGCGAGCAUGGCUGACAAUCGAUUCGGAAAUAUAUGUCUGGAGUUUUGGCAGUACUAAAGACAUUGCCUAUUAUGAUGGUCUGAGCCAUUUAAUUGUCAGUGUUGGCUUGGUUAAGCCCAAAGAUGGUGUUUUUGUAAAGGACGUUAAGUACCUAAUGUUGCUCACAACCCCAAUUGAGGUAAUCAUAUUAGGCGCCACUUUUGGAGAAGAUAACAAUAAUAGUGGAGGAUCAAGGCUGCCACAAAGUCAAAAAUACAGUCAAAUGCAGCUGAUGAAUAAGCCCAUUUUUGUCCUGGGCACGGACAAUGUCUCCAUAAAUGUUAUCCAGGGCAGUGAGGAUGGUCGUAUCUUUUUGGGUGGUCGGGAUGGUUGCUUAUAUGAAAUUUAUUACCAGGUGGAAUCAAGUUGGCUUGGUAAACGAUGCAAAAAGAUAAAUUUAUCACAGGGUAUUGCAUCCUAUAUGGUACCAAGUUUUUUAAAACUGUUCACGGAGGUUGAUCCCAUCGUCCGAAUUGCGAUUGACAACAGUCGUAAAUUACUCUAUAUUCUGACCGAGAAAAGUUCUAUCGAAGCUUGGGACAUGGGUACGAAGUACACAAACGCUCGACGACUUUGCAAAAUUACUCAAAGCGAUAUUGCUGGCCAAGCUAUCAAUUUAAUCAAGACGGUCGACCCUUCAAUCUUCAAGUGUAUCAAAGCCAUUUGCCCUCUCACGUUAGAUGAUUCCGACAAUUUGCAUCUUGUGGCAGUAACACAAAGCGGAGUACGUUUGUACUUCUCUACCAAGUCAUUGAAUUUUCAAAAUCAGCAAAACAGCCCGCUACAGCCCUUUGGCAUUAAUCAGCCUUUUCCGCCUCCAACGUUUCAAGGAGAACGUGAAUCACCGAACGGUUUGUAUUUAUUGCAUGUCCGUCUCCCGCCUGGCUAUACUCCCAACUCGACUACGAAUAAGCCAAAGCAAGUGCACACAGCACACUAUACUGAUGGAACUACAUUUUUGGUCACGACGCAGCAACAAGAGCAGGACCUACUUUGGUCGGUCAGCUCUGCACCCUUCACCGGCUUUUCAUACCUCGUCGAGUCCACUGCAUUGGAAGCAUUGGACGGCACAGUGUGGUCUUUGUCGGAGUACCCUGAUGCGUUCAGGCCGCAAAGGAAGUCGUUGCUCAAAAAUGAUCGUGUUCCUCGAAAAAUUGCUCUGCUCACUAAUCAGGGAACGCACAUUAUAGAGCUGCUGAAGUCUGCUGAUAUUCUGCAGCAGGUCUUGCUGGCUUGCAACGGUCCACAUCAUGAAGCUGUGAAAAUGUUCUUUCAAACACAGUCAGAGCGAGAGGCAUGCGCCACUGCCUUGUUGCUGGCGACAUCAGAUGAAUAUUUGGGCGGUGACAUUGCCAUGUGGGCCGCCCAGGCUUUCUUGCUGUAUGGCGGCGAACCGUGCCUUCAAAACAAUUUGAAUGCUGUCAAUCGUAAUCUGCAGAGCCCGUCUAUGGGCGCCAGCUUUGGCAGAGACCGUCAACUAAGAUUUAUGUCCACACCAAUGCCAGAUAUGGGCCAAAUCAGUCCAUCUGGCUGCCUAUCAUCUGCGGCGAAGUCCAGCCUACCACUUAGCCCUAUUGAUCAUCCGCAAACCUCAUUAGCCCCUGGAAAUGACAACAGCACAAUUGUAUAUUCGGCCAAACAUGAUGGUCUGUAUUUAUAUGUGUCCCGCAUGCUGCGAUCCAUUUGGCAAAUGCACUGCGUAAAUGAAGAUCUCUGCUCUACACUUAACCCUAACGAUUGCGCGCAACUUCUAGCGGAACUGCGGUCUCUGCGAUGCUUUCUGGAAACCCACUCUGUUCAUGAUCUUUCGUCUACUACCCGCCUGCCUUUCGACAGCCAUUUAAGUAGGACUAACGGCUAUAUAUCACUUGCAAUGAUGGCUAACAAUCGGAAUAUAACAGAGCAGGCGCAAAUCGAGGAGAAGCGAUCCCUUUCAGCGCUUAAUCAUUUCAUUAGGCACGCUUGUGAGGUAAUCGCACUGUGGAGCAUUCUAAACGAGCAUCAGUUUCAAGUUCUUUGCCUACAACUUACUGCCGAGCAUCAAAAAAUGCUGCGAUGCUGCACAUUUAGGGAUUUGUUACUAACCCGCUCCGAGGUGUGUGCAUUCCUAAUCAUCGCACUUAUUAAUCUGUAUCUGAAAGACAAAGCGAGUCUGAACGAAGUUUCGACAAGCUUGCGCGAAUUAUGCCCCAAUUUAUAUCGACAUGAGGAUGCCAUCACAUACAAGGCCACUGAAACCCUCCUGAGUGCUAAAAGCUGUACUUCUGCAUUGGAAAAGGAUCAAAAGCUUCGCACCACACUACAAAUGUGCAAAGAUGCGGCCCCCACCCUGCCAUUGCAUAGCAUUUGUCAGCAAUUCAUCGCGGCAGGCUUUUACGAGGGGGUUGUGGAUCUUUCUUCAACGUGCGCUGCCAAAAGCGAUCCAGAGGACAUCGGUAUACAUUAUUAUAACAACGAUGAGCCCUCAGACGACCGCGAAGGCUAUACUUGCUUCUCAACACGAAUGAAUUAUUACAAGGAGGUGCAAUUGAUGCUCGACCAUAUAUACCAAUCAGUCUGCAGUAGCAACAUGGAUCAAGAUAGUAAUAAGACAUAUCAAUCUGAUUGCUUUUCAGCAUUGGAAGCCCACGAUACUGAAAGUGGGCCAAAUCAGAAAAUAGCAAAAAUCGUUGCGCAAGCCUUGCGAAUCAAGGAUCCACUGCUGCAUGUGACCAUAUAUGAGUGGCUUCUCUCGCACGACAUGCUCAGUGAAUUGUUGGAUAUAAUUGAGCCUUCACUUGGCGAGUUCUUGCGCCGCAGCGUUAGUCGCAAUCCGGAGAAUGUUAAUUUAAUUGAUCUGCUGUGGAAGUAUUACGAGAAAAAUGGACAUCACUCGCGUGCAGCACAAAUAUUAGAUAAUCUUGCCAAGACACGCAGUGAAAAUAUAUCGUUGGACGUGCGAAUUGAAUAUUUGGUGCGCGCUGUUAUGUGCAUGCGAAACGAGAACGUUGGCUCCUCCAUAACGAAUGGAAUAUUAUUAAAGGAGCUGGAAGACAACUUAGACAUUGCACGCAUUCAGAAAGCGGUAUUGGUUGAUAUGAUGGUGUUGGCACACACAAAUCGAGAGGCUAGUGUGGCUGUGAAGGAACUUAACUAUGCAUUAUAUGAUAUAUCGGAGCUCUAUCAGAACUUUGCUGUGCCAUUUGAUCUUUGGGAGUGUCAACUUUCGAUCCUUAAUUGCUCACACCAUAACGACGCGCUUCUGAUUGAAUCCGUGUGGGGUAAUAUCAUAAAAUCUGUUGUGGAAAGCCCAGGUUCGACACAGGAGCGCAGCACCAGGCUAUUCAGUAAAAUAGAGCUACUAGUUCGGGAGUUUGGCGAGUCAGGAGCUUGUUUCCCAUUUGGUUUCCUAAUACGGGAGCUGGAACUAAAGGCUUGCCAGCUACGCCUUCGUGAGGGUACAGUCCCUGAAAAAUUAGUCGCAAUGAACUUGGACGUUGAACUACUGCUGGAAUACUACUCUAGAAUGAUUUCGAUCAACGAAAGAAUAUGGGCCAACGAAGGCAACGAGUGGCAUCUAAUCCAGUCCGCCGUAAAGGUCGUUUCACUCCUUGCUGAUAAUCCGCACGCAAUCUGGUAUCGUUCAAAACGUCGCAUUGUUGGAAAAGCUCAAGAUAUUGUGGCUGUUUGUUUGAAUAUUUGCUACCAGAAGCCGGAUACGGACAGAUUACAGUACUCCCUCAAGGAACUUCAAAGCCGAUUGCAACGUCUAGUUGGCUAGUGCCAUCGAUCAGACUAAUAGCUUAUUUUCAUGUAUAUUUUAUAAGAUCAAAGAGUAAGCGAAAAUGUCUUGAACAAACAUUUUAUUAAAGUCUAUUUAUUGUUA
Scaptodrosophila lebanonensis is the source of this 4395-nucleotide messenger RNA. RefSeq names its product nuclear pore complex protein Nup154 (gene Nup154). Gene Ontology annotation, molecular function: structural constituent of nuclear pore. Gene Ontology annotation, cellular component: nuclear pore; nuclear pore inner ring. The transcript has 13 exons. The coding region runs from base 187 to 4290 and encodes 1367 amino acids. The record is from RefSeq and is a predicted model, not a curated record. Lineage: Eukaryota; Metazoa; Arthropoda; Insecta; Diptera; Drosophilidae. Gene Ontology annotation, biological process: protein localization to nuclear inner membrane; transcription-dependent tethering of RNA polymerase II gene DNA at nuclear periphery; RNA export from nucleus.